AAGAGUAGAAUGUUGCUUUAUCUCAGCGUUGCCUCACCUUAAGGUGCCCGUUAGGGGGCGCUGCACGAACAUUUCCGUCGGUGCUCGCGCGAUCAGUGCGAUCCCCUUCAGAAGGUCAGUGACUUCCUUUCACGAGCAGAAGCGCAGCGUUAUGCCUAACGACCGGUACAAGGCUCUUACCGAAGACGCGCCGGCACAAUCGCGGGCUGCCCCCGCUCCAUCUGGGACGGGUGCCCACUGUUCGCGACUGCGCGAACUUGCCGUCCGAAUACCGCGCAGCCGCACGUGUCGAAGAAGGAGCUUUCGCGACAGCAAGGCUCCGAUACUCGACGAAGAGGAGAACUGCCACUUCUCGUGGUCGUCGUCCUCUCCUUCGCCGUCUCCAGAGCCCCGCGGUACCAGACGACAGCUGUCCUGUGAUAUCGAGCCUUCGCCAUCUUGCACGCCCAAGGGUUACCUUGUCUUCGUCGAUUCGAGCCCCGAACGCGAAGACAAAAGCGAGAAGACAGUUAUCGUGCCACCUACGGACGUUCUGCUGCCAUGCUCUCUAAGCUCGAACCUAACGAGCGAUUUCGAAAGCGACCCGAAGUGGACUGGCAGCCCUCCACAGACACCUGCCGGCUGUCUCAACGUGACGGCAAGUAGCGGACCCAUAUGCCGCAUUUGUCACGAGGGAGACCAACAGGAAUCGCUUGUGUCGCUGUGCAGGUGCUCGGGCACUAUGGGCCUCCUGCACGUUUCCUGCCUAGAGCGCUGGCUGAACGCCCGUAACGUAGACUACUGCGAACUUUGCCAUCACCGCUUUCCAACCGCGGGCCAAGCCACUUGCCUGCGCCAGUUCUUCCACUGGGCGCUGCACGGCGAUUCGCAGCGGGCGGUGCUGGGAGACUUGUUCUGCUUCGCGCUCCUGACGCCGGUGGCCGCGCUCAGCUGUUUCUUGUGCACCCACAGCGCCUCGAAGCAAGCGCUCGAAGGCCACAUCAUGGAGGCGGCCAGCCUGGUCACCCUGGCCGGCCUCUUGGUCACAGCCUACGUGGCCUGGUCGUUUCUCACAGUUCGCUUCCACUACCGAGCGUUCGCGGCAUGGCAGGCAAGGAAUCCGAUGCGCAGGAUCCUGGCACCGCCUUUCGCCAGGGGAGCAGCUGUAGGCGGACACGACAGGACGACAGGUGGUCAAUCAGCGGGCCUGCGAGAGCUGGUGGACGUCGUUGCUGGAAGCGUCAACGAAACAGGGCGCACGUCCUCGCCACAGGGUCAAGGCGGCGGCCGACAAGCGCAUCUGGAACCUUCGCCGAACGUUUUGCCAGAAGACCUGCCUUCUGCGCUGCAGCAGCCAGUCUACGCGGUUGGCCCCUUUGCAGGCUUCGUGUUUUGGUAGAUAUUUGUUGUAGUUUUGAUAAACAUCGUUAUUUGUUUUAGCGUCUAAGCAAUAUGAUGCGUUAAGUAUUCGUUGUAAUUUAAACAUUCUUGGCGGACUGUCAGCGCUGUGAAACUUCGCCUGUUUUAACUUGUUUUUACUCGAUACGUUCCUGCAAAUAAAGACAGCUUGCACGCAUUUU
Messenger RNA from Dermacentor silvarum, 1559 nucleotides. RefSeq names its product E3 ubiquitin-protein ligase MARCHF2. Gene Ontology annotation, biological process: protein ubiquitination. Gene Ontology annotation, molecular function: ubiquitin-protein transferase activity; zinc ion binding. The record is from RefSeq and is a predicted model, not a curated record. NCBI's taxonomy places the organism in Eukaryota, Metazoa, Arthropoda, Arachnida, Ixodida, Ixodidae. Bases 152 to 1378 code for a protein of 408 amino acids. The transcript has a single exon.